AUGGAUGCAUCAGUUCCCCGUGUAAUAUUAAGCAUAGCAUUAGCAGCUUUGCUGCCGAUGGCUUCGCUAAACAGCCAUGAUGGCGUGGCCAAAGAGAACAUCCCACAUUCGCGACAGAAGAGGAUACUCUGGAUCACGAAUGAUGGCAGGUUGGCAUUACCACCUGGCACUACAAUGACCAUCACACCAUCACUGUCGAUGCCAUUUGUCAGGCAUCCACCGAAAGGAUUCUUGUCUAAUAUGACAGUCAGUUUUCCUUUUACAAUCGACUUUGACAAACUUGGUUUGACGGACAAUGAAAAUCCUUACGGAGCAUUUCCGCCUAUCUUGGCCCGAUCUAUGGGAAGAGCGGCGGUUUCCAUGAUGGCGGAUUAUGUGGGACAAUAUUUGGACCGCAGACGAGGCAAACGGUCUACCAGUGAAAAUGUCACCCCAGAUGUUGAAAAAGCGAUCCUCGAUAGAUUACAUGGAGGAGAGAGAGCAAUAUUAUACGGAAUAGCGGAGGACAUAUUUGCUAAUUUCGGAUUAUCAGGAAAGGAAUGUCUCCUACGAGCUAUAUGUGAAAUACAAUCACAUCCUCUCAAAAAUUUUGGUUUUCUGGGAGAAGUCAUGAAGCUAUUCUUUACACCUAGCAAGUCACCGUACGCAAGCCUAUUAGAUGAAUACGUAGAAGCCCAAAAGGCCGGGCAAUCAGGCGGUGAAUGCUGGCCGUAUUACCGAUUAUGUCCCAAGAGUAUCUUCCAAUCUUCUAAUAAAUAUUCGAAAGAUGCCGAGGACAUGCAUAGGCGACAAGAACACGAAGACGUCGAAGAAAACAAAAUAGAAGAUGUGCAAGCAAUGUAG
Messenger RNA from Spodoptera littoralis (African cotton leafworm), 843 nucleotides. The record is from the annotation of a GenBank genome assembly. Lineage: Eukaryota; Metazoa; Arthropoda; Insecta; Lepidoptera; Noctuidae.